AUGUUUUUCACUCAUGUUUUAAGAAAUCAAGGUUCUCAAUUUAUCAAAAAACAAACAUCAAAACCAUUAACAUCAACUCCAAAUUCAUCAAGUUCUAAACACAUCAUUAGUAUAUUAAAAGAUACAACACCAAGAAGAAUAAUUGAAUUUUCUGUUAUUGUCGGUACUGUUGUCUUAUGGCCAUUUGAAGUAUCUGCUUUUUUUGAAAAUGUUGCUGGUAUUACUAAUUUUGUAACUCCUUUACCAAAUGUUUCUGCUGAAGAAUGA
Messenger RNA from Hansenula ciferrii, 267 nucleotides. RefSeq lists its product as uncharacterized. NCBI's taxonomy places the organism in Eukaryota, Fungi, Ascomycota, Saccharomycetes, Phaffomycetales, Wickerhamomycetaceae. The coding region runs from base 1 to 267 and encodes 88 amino acids. The transcript has a single exon. The record is from RefSeq and is a predicted model, not a curated record.